Molecule: messenger RNA, 1146 nt
Organism: Phalaenopsis equestris
Lineage: Eukaryota; Viridiplantae; Streptophyta; Magnoliopsida; Asparagales; Orchidaceae
Product: phosphoglycolate phosphatase 2
Exons: 11
Coding region: 58-1017 (319 amino acids)
Molecular function (GO): phosphatase activity
Source: RefSeq, a predicted model, not a curated record
CAUGGCUCGCUUGGCAUUAAUUCGGAUUAGUUUCAGCUUUUAAACUCUAAAGCGGCCAUGGCCGAAGAGAAACAAACUAAAAUCACUAUGAUUGAUAAUGUAGUCGGAGAGGGCUCCUUUCAUCGUGAACUCACCUCUGAGAAUGCCACAGAUCUCAUCCGAUCCGUUGACGCCUUCCUCUUCGAUUGCGACGGAGUCAUUUGGAAGGGCGAUAAGCUCAUCGAUGGUGUUCCCGAAGCGCUGGAAGCCCUCCGAUCCAUGAAGAAGAGGCUUGUUUUUGUGACCAAUAAUUCUACCAAAUCAAGGCGGCAGUAUGCGCGGAAAUUCGCCUCCGUCGGUCUCGAUGUCAGCGAGGAAGAAAUAUUCUCGUCUUCCUUUGCGGCAGCUAUGUUCCUGAAGUUGAAUGAUUUUCCUCGGGAUAAGAAGGUAUAUGUAAUCGGUGAAGAAGGGAUAUUGGAGGAACUCGAGCUUGCUGGUUAUACAGGCUUAGGUGGACCGGAUGAUGGAAAGAAAACCAUACAACUUAGAUCGAACUUCCUUUUUGAGCAUGAUAAAAAUGUUGGAGCGGUCAUAGUUGGACUUGAUCAGUACAUAAACUAUUACAAACUCCAGUAUGCAACUCUUUGUAUUCGUGAGAAUCCCGGUUGCCUUUUCAUUGCUACCAAUCGUGAUGCUGUUGGUCAUCUCACAGAACUCCAGGAAUGGCCAGGUGCUGGAUGUAUGGUCGCUGCUGUAUGUGGAUCAGUGCAAAAGGAACCUGUUGUUGUUGGGAAGCCAUCGACUUUUCUGAUGGACUUUUUAUUGGAGAGAUACCAGAUUACUACUUCUAAGAUGUGCAUGGUUGGGGAUAGGCUGGACACGGACAUACUAUUUGGAAAAAAUGCCGGAUGCAAGACUUUGCUAGUCCUUUCAGGCGUGACAGCCUUGUCGGAUCUCAAGGAUUCAUCUAACAGCAUACAUCCUGAUUAUUAUACAAGUAAUGUAUCUGAUAUUGUUUUGUUAUCAAGAAAAGAAUAAUGUUGUAGUAAUAAUUCUAUUGUAAAUCUUGAACUUAAUGAUGUAUGAUAUCAUCGUCGUCAUCAUCAUGAUGACUCAACUUAUUCAACUAUUUGGACAUCGGCUUAGUUGCAGCCAAUUUUAUUGAAA